This is a messenger RNA of Thrips palmi, 4944 nucleotides long. RefSeq names its product DNA repair protein complementing XP-C cells homolog (gene Xpc). NCBI's taxonomy places the organism in Eukaryota, Metazoa, Arthropoda, Insecta, Thysanoptera, Thripidae. Gene Ontology annotation, biological process: mismatch repair; nucleotide-excision repair. The coding region runs from base 219 to 3986 and encodes 1255 amino acids. The record is from RefSeq and is a predicted model, not a curated record. Gene Ontology annotation, molecular function: single-stranded DNA binding; damaged DNA binding. The transcript is spliced from 8 exons. Gene Ontology annotation, cellular component: nucleus; XPC complex; nucleotide-excision repair factor 2 complex.
UAGCAUGGUCAUAACCCGUUCUUUCAGCGCGGCGCGGCGGCAGAAUCAGUUCUAUUCUGUAUUGCUGGAAAUCAUUGUCGUUCUUGUGACAGAUUCUGCUCAUUGUCUAGGUCUCAAUCUGCCGCAAUCUUUCACUGGAGCACUGUGUCAUGACACCGGUGCCGGCCACUGCUUAAUGCAAAGUAGGCAGCAUUUACACCACCGAGAGCAUCAUCAAGAUGUCCAAACUUCAGCUUAGGAGUAAGAGGAAAACAGACUCCCCCACAAAUUUGAAGGUUCAAGCUAAGUCUGACGUUCCUCUGACGAAGAAAGCUAAAACUGCCGCAAAGGUGGAUGUAUCAGAUUCGGAAAGCAGCUCCGAUGAAUUUGUACGUCCAUCCAAAGAUCUGAAAGUCAAUGCAGGCAUUCUACUAUCAAGAAAUGGUCCCUCACCUGUCCCAGACUUUUCAUCUAUUGAGAAAAGCAUCUUUUCUGGUGUGUCUAAGCUGAGUGACUCUGAUUCUGAUGAUUCAGACUUCGAAGAAGUUCCGGCACCUUCUCGCUCUCUAAAUGAGUCCGCCAAGGAUGACAGCGGCAUCUUGUCUAAUGACAGUGAGCAAAAUAGCAAAGUGAAGACAGCUGUGCAAGAAUCUGUCAAAGAGAAAGUGCCUUCUAAACCAGUGAGAAGCUCUAGGAGGAAGCCUGCUACAAAGGAUAAAGAUGAAGCUCCAAAAUCAAAGACAGAAAAACAACCCGUUAAAAAACCUGCAGAUGUUGCUGAGCCCCUUUCUGAUGCUAAAGGCAAGGGAAAAGGGUCAAGAGCUGUCAAACGUAAGAAUGAGGAGGUGGAAAACACAUCAGUGUCACCUGGCAAGCAGAUAAAGCAUAAGGACGAGCCAGAGAAAAAGAGCUCUACAAGAAGUUCAAGAUCUCGACCAUCUACCAGCACAACAAAAGUGGAGGAAGAAGAAAAAAAGCCCAAAGGAAAUGGUCUUGCAAAGAAAGGCAAAGUUUGUGGAAAGGGUGAGAAAGUAACCAGUGAGCUGAAAGAAGGCAAAACUUCAAACAAAGUUGUCGUCAAGGAGGAAGAUCCAGCAAAUGUCGACAAUUUGGAUAUUGCUCAGCUGCUUGCUCUUGGAGAAGGUUUGAAAUUUGAAGCCAAAUCAGAGCACUCCGACUCUGAUAGUGAUGAGUGGGAGGAGGUAGAUCCCAACGAAGUAAAAAAGCAUGAAAUUCCAAAGGAAGGGGUUCAAAUCACUCUUGACAUGCCUGAGUUCAGUUGGCGCCGCAAGAAACAAAAAGACCAUCAAGCGUGUUUACAAGCUGAAAUGAACAGGGCCUUUAAUCGAGUACGAAAGGAGUUGCAACUGUUAUGUCACAAAACCAGCCUUCUCUUGUGGGUCGCUCAUGGUAUCUUCCUCAACAGGACAAUCAAUAGUGAAAAUGUCUUGGGAAUGGCACUGUCUCUGGUACCCCCAGACCUCUGUGACCUUCCAAAAUCACCUGGAAGCAAGUAUAUUAACAAGCUCUUGCAGUGGUUUGCCACACGUUUUGAGUGUUCGGAAGGGUUUCCAGAAGAUAUUGUUGGUGGUAAAACUCGUGCCCUUACUGCAGUUCUGGAACAAAAUUUUACUCGAAAAUAUGCUAAAUCAACCAAGGAAAUGACAUUUAUGUUUGUUGCUGUGCUACGUGCAGUGGGCAUAGAGGCUAGACUGGUAAUUUCAUUCCAGCCCAUGCCUUUGAAACCUCAAAGUGAUGAGCUUUUAAGCAUAAACAGCAAGAAAAGAGGGCGGGCUACUAAGAAAGAGACCAAGGAGGACAGUGAAGCUGAAGAUGACCCAGCACCUGUUGUGAGCAGCCCCUACUUUGAGAAAAAAGGGAAAGCUUCUGUUUCCAAAGAGACUGGAAAAGCCAAAGCCAAGGGCAAUUCAGGAAACGGGAACGAAAAGUUGUCAAAGUCGGGAGGAGCACCAAAGCCCUCUUCCUCUGCUGUGAAAGGAAGUGAGAGCAAUGUCAAAGGGAGGAAGCAAAGUGGCAAGUCUGAUCCUGCAACAGCAAAGUCCCCUCCCAAGGUCCGAGAGCUUAGGAGAAAAAGUUCAAAAAAGUCUUACUCUGAGAAAACUGAUUCAGACAAUGAAGAUUCUGAUGAUGAAGAAAAGGAGCUCCCCAUCCUAAGCCCUGGCAGAAAGAAAGAUGAUAAGACUUUGUCUGAACGUUUGAAGGCAGCUGCUGCUAAGAGGACACCUACAAACAGAAGGUUUAGUCUACAAUCUACUGCAUCAAAGGCUCGUAAAAGUACAAAGGACUCUGACAGUGAUUUUGAGCCAGAACCUAAGCGAGACUCUGGCGUAGGCAGUAGCAGGUCGUCUACAUCUCCCAAGAAGAAGACAUCAUCUCGUCGGUCACAAUCUGAAAACUCAGAAAGUGACAGUGACAGUGAUUUUGAGAAAAAGCCAAAGGCAAGUCAAAGUUCAAAAAAAGCAACUAAAAAGACACCACCUAAAGGUCGACAAUCAAAGGGCCGCCCUUCAAAGUCUAAAGGAAAUGGAAACAAAGUUUUGUCCUCAGAUGAUGAUUCAGGUAAAAAGAAGCCCACCUGUUCUGGAUUUGAUUAUUGGAUUGAAGUCUAUUUGAAGGAUGAUGAUAGAUGGACCUGUGUUGAUGUUCCAUCAAAGAAGGUUGACUCAACAAAAAAUAUUCUGGCUAAAGCCACUCAACCUGUGUGCUAUGUAAUUGCCUUUAAUGUAGAUGGCACCUUGAAAGAUGUGACUAAAAGGUAUUCACCAAAGUUUUCUCAAGUGACUGCAAAGCAAAGAGUAUCUGCGGACUGGUGGAGUAAAAGCUUGAAGCCUUUUGCUCCUAAACACUCAGCCAGAGAGGCUGCAGAAGACAGUGAAAUGAACUUGGUGGAGCUAGACAGACCCAUGCCGAAAACUGUUGCUGAGUGCAAAAAUCAUCCUCUGUACGUGUUGACCCGACAUCUCCUGAAAUUUGAAGCUAUAUACCCCCCAGACUCCCCGAGUCUUGGCUUUGUUCGCAGUGAGCCUAUAUAUGCCAGACAGAAUGUUUAUACACUUCGCUCUCGUGAAACCUGGAUGAAAGAAGCUAAGGUGGUUCGCCUUGGUGAGAAGCCAUACAAAGUUGUGAAACAACCAAAAUGGGAUAGGCUCGCUCAUAAGAUGAUCACUGAUAGGCCUCUUGAAGUAUUUGGACCCUGGCAAGUGGAGGACUACGUUCCUCCACCUGCUGUUGAUGGGAAAGUACCCCGAAAUGCUUAUGGAAAUGUGGAACUUUUCAAGCCAACCAUGCUGCCUAAAGGAACUGUACAUUUACAAGUUCCAUCUCUCAGUAGAGUUGCAAAGAAGUUACAGAUUGACUGUGCACCGGCUGUUGUUGGCUUUGAUUACCACAGUGGAGGCUGCCACCCUACUUUUGAUGGGUUUGUGGUUUGUGAAGAGUUCGUUGAUGUGCUGAUGGAUGCCUGGAACAAGGAUAUUGAUGAGUCUGCCAAACGACGUGAAGAGAAGCACGAGAAAAGAAUCUAUGGGAAUUGGAGAAGGCUCAUCAAAGGCUUGCUCAUUCGUGAGGCGCUCAAGGCUCGAUAUGACUUCAAUGGGGAGGCUGGGGCCCAGGACCUAGACCAGGCUGGGAGCAGUCAGCCCAGUGGCAGCAAGGCAAGUGUUAAUCCUGAGGCACUGCAGGCCGCACGCAUCGUUCGCGAGGAUGCCCCAGUUACCUGCCUUUUCCCCAAGUUGAUGGCAAACAUUAGAGCUCAGAAAACCCGCCAAAAGAGGUCAGCGCCUAACGAGAAGAAAAAGCCACCCAAAGGCAAGAACGUAAAGCAAAGUCAGAGCCAGAAAGGAAAAGGGAGGAAGAAGCGCAAGGAUGAGACUAGCGAGGAAGAAGAGAGUGAUUGGGACUCGACCACUACAGAGGAAGAUGAUGUUAACAUGGUUCUGCUGUCUGAUGAAGACAGUGGAAGUGAGUUUGAAGAUUUAAAGCGUUAAUUGCCUUUUUUCUCAUAUAAUUUUGCCAGCAGAUGUCUAGUGGCUCAAUUUUUUGUUACCUCAUAUACCAGUAUUUUUAGAUGACCUAACUGCAAAUGCUGAAUGAUUUGUCUUGGCAUUUGAGUUGGGUUUGGGACCUUUUUAUUAUUACCAUGUUUGUUUCUGAAGGUGGCAUUAAUGUGAUUUUAUUGUACCUUGUACUUUUCAGUGACAUACAUGAUAUUCUAAGGGCCCCUAGUCAGCAUUUAGUUGUGCUUUAAUUUAUUUGUUUCAUCACAUUGCCCACUAUUUUAUUAAUGAUAACUAGUUGGGAAAAAUAUGGUGUGAUUUUUUGUUGUUUCAUUUGUUCUUUUGUCUCCCAGUAUUCUCAAUAAUGUUUCUCCUGCUGAUGAAAACUUGUGAUUCAUUGCAAAAAAGUUUCAGUUCUAAUUUUUUGAGCUUUGUUGUACUAGUUGUUCUAAAGCUCUGAAAGUAUGACUAAGUUUCAUUUUAAAUUUUACUUCUUGUACUGUUACUAUAAUUUGCAUGUCAAUUUUACAAAGCAUGCAAACUCUAUGCGGGUCAUAAGGCUAUUUUGUCUUUACUUAAAUAACUAAGAGUUAGUUCUUAACAAAUGUAAGUAUAUUGCAUGUUUACAUUUCAUGAUUCAUGUUCCUGUAUUUGUCCAGGCAUUCCAAGGUUACUUGCCCUCACUAUGCAACGGAUAGGAAUUGUGGUGUUAAGUCUUGCAGCUCAAGAAAAUAGAUUUAAGUUUUGGAAUGUCAUUUUGCCCUGAUGAGUGACUGCCAUUCUCUGUAUACUACUCUCUGUACCUGAUCUGAUGUUUUAGAAAUUCAUUCAAGGGAAUCAUGAUAACUUGAAGUGCCCUGUAAGAUAACUGCCUCUCUGUGUAUUUUGUAUUCUUUGGUUUAAACCCCUGUCUUAUCAUCCUCAAAUAAAUCUUUUUACACUUUUUAAA